Callorhinchus milii (elephant shark) is the source of this 2817-nucleotide messenger RNA. RefSeq names its product lysophosphatidic acid receptor 1 (gene lpar1). NCBI's taxonomy places the organism in Eukaryota, Metazoa, Chordata, Chondrichthyes, Chimaeriformes, Callorhinchidae. The record is from RefSeq and is a predicted model, not a curated record. Gene Ontology annotation, molecular function: lysophosphatidic acid receptor activity. Gene Ontology annotation, cellular component: membrane. Bases 335 to 1372 code for a protein of 345 amino acids. Gene Ontology annotation, biological process: phospholipase C-activating G protein-coupled receptor signaling pathway; neurogenesis. The transcript has 3 exons.
UCAGAUGUCUUACACCCUUUUGGUUUUAAAGUAAAACAAAACCCUGCCAUCAGGUUGAAUAAUGAGGAAUAAUGGGGCAAUUAAGGAUUUUCUUAUAUAAAAUGCAAUAUAGUUAAAAUGUUAAUGUAGUAAACUGGAGGGUAAUAAACUGUGACAACCCUCCCCUCGCAAACGAAAGAUAACACCAUAGAAGGGAUGGGUAGCGCUUGAUUUAUCAGCAGCAUUGGUUGGUAUGUGGUUGAGAAAAAUAGUGUAUUAGUGUGUUAUAGUGGGAUGAAGAGGAUGGGAUGGGGGAAGAAAGAUGACCGAAAAUACAGUCAAAGAGGCUUAGAAAAUGGACGAGCAGCAGUGCUACUUCAACGAGAGCAUCGCCUUUUUUUACAACCGCAGUGGAAAGCCCCUGGCGAAGGAAUGGAAUCCAAUCAGCAAGCUUGUCAUGGGACUAGGCAUCACUGUUUGCAUCUUCAUCAUGCUCGCCAACCUGCUAGUGAUGAUCGCCAUCUAUGUCAACAGGCGCUUCCACUUCCCUAUUUAUUACCUGAUGGCAAACCUAGCGGCCGCUGACUUCUUUGCGGGCUUGGCAUAUUUUUACCUGAUGUUUAACACGGGGCCCAACACACGCAGGCUGACGGUCAGCACGUGGCUGCUCCGCCAGGGUCUGAUAGACACCAGCCUCACUGCCUCAGUGGCCAACCUGCUGGCUAUCGCCAUUGAGCGGCACAUAACCGUCUUCCGAAUGCAGUUGCACACGAGGAUGAGCAACCGGCGAGUUGUGGUGGUCAUCGUGGUGAUAUGGACCGUGGCCAUUGUCAUGGGGGCCAUCCCCAGUGUGGGCUGGAACUGUAUCUGCUACAUCAACAGCUGCUCCACCAUGGCUCCUCUCUACAGCAGCUCCUAUUUGAUAUUUUGGGCCAUUUUCAACCUGGUCACCUUCUUGGUCAUGGUGAUCCUGUACGCGCACAUCUUCGUCUACGUACGCCAGAGGACUAUGCGGAUGUCUCGCCACAGUUCAGGACCUCGCAGGAACAGGGACACGAUGAUGAGCUUACUGAAGACCGUUGCCAUAGUCCUUGGUGCAUUCAUCGUGUGCUGGACUCCAGGCUUGGUUUUGCUGUUACUGGAUGUCUUUUGCUCUAACUGCAACGUCCUGGCUUUUGAGAAGUUCUUCCUCCUGUUGGCCGAGUUCAAUUCCGCAAUGAAUCCCAUCAUCUACUCCUACCGUGACAAGGAGAUGAGUGCCACUUUCAAACAGAUCAUGUGUUGUCAGCGGAACGAGAAUAGCAAUGGGGCAGCAGAGGGCUCUGACCGCUCUGCUUCCUCGGUCAAUCACACCAUCCUUGCUGGGAUACACAAUGACCAUUCAAUGGUAUAACUAGAACAGGAGUAGCAGCUGUCCAGCUGUCCAGACCAAGACUCAAGGGGACAGCCAGAUGUGAAUCAGCUGUGGAGUAGUGCAUGGAACACUGAACAUUAAGUAAAUGUGAAGAGCUAUUCACAUUCUAAGACUGAGCUAAGACAUCCUUGAAAAAUACUUCCGUCUUAACAGGACCAAGUGUAACACUUUCUGUUACAAUACCAGUCGAUGUCUUAGGUUCUUAAUGUUGUUAUUACCUGCUAAACCGCAUAUAGCUGUAGAAAUUAUGCCUUUAAAAAGAAUAAUAAACACAUUUAUCCACACCAUCAGCAUGCUUGUGAUGGACUUUUACCUAGCAGACAGAUUCAACCUUUUAAAGCAUAUAAGUUGUGAAGUUUUCCUAUGAAGUUUGAAGCUCUAAAGGAAUUGCUAACUUAUUUUGGGAUAUACCUGGACAAUAUAUAGAUCCAUAUAAGUCACUUGCAGAAUUGGGACAGUUUGUUUAAUGAAACAAGAUGCACCUAAUUGGAUCCCAAUUCAUUUAACUUAAUUCCAGUUUGGGAUUCACCGUUUGGGGACCUUCACUAUACUUGACGGAGAAGAUGUUGUGAAUCACUGUCUGGUAAUGGUACUUGUGCAUUUUGUGAGGUAGUCUCUAUCAAUAAAAGCCAUUCUAAAUGCAUGCCCAUUGUUGCAAACAAGGUUAACAGCAAUAUUAUAAUGUUUAAAUUGCUGCUAAUUUCACACUGCAUUAUCACAUUGCUGUUUUGCCGCUUUCAAACACAAGUUCAUAAUGUUGAAACAUAGUUUUAAUAUAAUUAGGUGAGCCAACAAAUCCGCUUUAUUUAAUGAGCUCUAACCUUCUGUAACCACAUUACAUGAUGUGGCAAUAUUAUCUGAUUUGUGAUAUCGGAGUAUGAAUGUCACAUUUGAACUUCAAGCUUAGAAACUUUGCUUCGAAAAUCUAGGCAAACUAGUUGGCUUAUGUGCUUUUCAAAAAAAGUUAGUUUUUAAAAGGCUUGUUUUUUUGUUAAUCGAACAGUCUUGCAUGCACAGUGUAUAUUAUGUGUUCCUUAUGGCCAAAGUACUGUAUGUAUGUACUAGCUGUUGCAUUUAGCGAGCCCUUCAGAGUCUGUACUUACUAAUAGUAAGGCAAUGCCAAUGAUUAUUUGGGUGAUAUUGUGAUUUAUAGACUGUUGUGUUGGAUGUUGAUCCACUGUAUGUAGGAGAUCAUGCUCUGAAGCUCUUUAACGAAUUGUAAAAAUUCCUAGUAGCCAAAUGGAGUCUCCUUAAAUAAUGAGUGGCAUAUAUUAAAGGUGUGACCUGGGAAACAGUAAUGACCCAAAUGCAACCCUGUACUUUUGAAUCAACCCACUGCUUAUGUGGGAAGAAAAUGUCUCUCAACAGUUGAUGAAUUUUCUUUUCAUUCAGAUUGUGGAAUGAUUGGUUUAAAAAAAAUUCAA